AGACCAUCACAUUGCAAGUCUACUGAAGAUAAUGACAAAAUAUCUUUCCUUUUCGGUACACAUCCCCUGCUCAAUGUAAAUGUUCUUCGCUGUUUCGCACAUGAAAUUUUCACAACAAUUUUCAUGAAAUGGUUUGAAUUGUUGCUGUUAACGCGUUAAAGCUUUCAGUAUUUUGCACUUGUAUACUGAAUUCCACAUUUUGAUGUUCUUCGACCUACGAAGUAUCCGCAAAAAGCUAUAUAGUGCACAGAAUAGAUUUUCUGCAUUAGAAAGAAGAAACAGAUCCAAGCAAUCCAGAUUGCCAUCAUGGUUGAUAAUAUGCCACCUGAAUCUGCUGAAGAGUUUUCAGAGGUUGAUAGUGACGAAGAGGACACAUUUGAUGAGGUGCCAACCUUCUAUUACUAUAAUAAUGAAGAAGGAGAAUCACAACUAUACAGUGAAGAAAUUUCUAAGGCUUUAGCCUUGGAACAAGGAAACAAGCUUGAAAGAACUCAUCCUUCCCAUUCAUCAGAUUUGCCUUCAAUAAGGAUUAUAAAAGAUGAAAUGCCAUUACAUGUUGCUGCCUUCAAAUUAGAGUGUUUUUUGGGACAGAGACAGAUGUUAUCAAUGCUAAUAGAAGAACUGUGCGAGGAACAUUGUUUCAGUCAUAUAUUGAAUAAAAGGGCGCAUCCUUGCACAAUCUUGCACAAAUACUUGAAUCCUUAUGCAUUGAGGAGGAGCAAGUUGUUUGAGAUUUUCUUAGAUACCUUGCAAAGGGAGAUGAACAAAUAUUCCAAUUUAGUGGGUCAAAUUCUGAAUAUAAUAUCAAAGCGGCAGAUUGAUGCAACAGAUGUAAUCCAGUACGUUUUUCAUGGGACACCACCUGCAAACUUAGAAUCAAUUCUCCAGACUGGCAUGGAACCAUCUUGCCGAAGAAACCAUGCUCAAGCUGAUUUUUUUGGAAUGAAUGCUAGUGUGAGCAUUGGAUAUUGUUGUAAAGAGAAUCAUGUUUGCAAGACAGCAAAGCCAGGUGUUUACACAUUGCUAGUAUUCCUGGUGCUCUUGCCAGGAUCAAAUCAUAAUUUUAAUCAACGACUAGGCCAUUUGUAUUUGAAAAAUGAAGAUCAUGAACUUCCCAUAAUGCAAUUGGAUGUAGAAUAUCCAGGGAAUCAAGCUGUGCCAAGGCUGUUCAUAUAGGAUUUAUUGUUGUUCCCAAAAUAAGAUUCUGGAUUAAAGUUUGGAUGCUGCAUGUACUUGCAUUUAACAUUUACUGGGGUUACUGAUAGAGUUAAUUGUUUCCACAUUUCAAAAGAAAGGAAGGUUAUAUAAUUUGAAUCCAAAAAUUCCAGGAAAUGAAGGAAAAUGUAAAUGGGUCUCAAAGAAGUUAUUCUUAGGCCAGUAAAAGGACAAACUGCAAUAUGCUGUUUUUUGGAAAAGUCCACUUGCAUGGCUUUUUUUUUCUGAUUGUAAAUACCAUAUAUGGAUUUAUCAUCACCAUCAUAUUUGUAAUUGUGACUUUCAUAUUCAGUAUCAUUUCCAUA
Molecule: messenger RNA, 1520 nt
Organism: Cryptomeria japonica (Japanese cedar)
Lineage: Eukaryota; Viridiplantae; Streptophyta; Pinopsida; Cupressales; Cupressaceae
Exons: 5
Coding region: 307-1176 (289 amino acids)
Source: RefSeq, a predicted model, not a curated record